Messenger RNA from Apodemus sylvaticus (European woodmouse), 1490 nucleotides. It is a transcript of the gene Med7, whose product is annotated as mediator complex subunit 7. The coding region runs from base 533 to 1234 and encodes 233 amino acids. Gene Ontology annotation, molecular function: transcription coregulator activity. Lineage: Eukaryota; Metazoa; Chordata; Mammalia; Rodentia; Muridae. Gene Ontology annotation, biological process: regulation of transcription by RNA polymerase II. The transcript is spliced from 4 exons. Gene Ontology annotation, cellular component: mediator complex. The record is from RefSeq and is a predicted model, not a curated record.
AAGGCAACCGGAACUUGUGCUUCCGCUGCGCUGAGGAAAAGUCGCUACCGGAAAAGCAAGAAAGAGCUGAGGUGAGCGGGCGGCGGCGGUUGGCGACCGCAGUCGGAGUUUGUCUCUCCGCCCCCGCGGUUGCGUCUCUCUCGGUGUGGAGCGCUGAAGUCCGGCGCGGGACAGCCUGGGAAGCCCAGGCUCGCCGUCCUCCCACGUUCCUCCGCGGAGCUCCCCGGGGCCUGAGGCAGGCGGCCGGCCGAAGUGAGCAUGGCAAUUCAGCAUUUCUGAGUCUGAUUCAGUUAAGCAACAAACUAUCUGAUGAAAGCCUGAUCUGCAGUCUUGGGUGAAUAGAGGAUCAUCUGUCCCUCUAGGGUGAAAUUAGCAUACCGGUUGUCUUGGCUGUUCAACAAGUUCUCAGUUUUCAAGGCAUAUUUCCCAUCAGGAAGCUUGAAGAUAAUAUGGUUUGAACCCACAGCGAACUUCUGAACAUCGUAGUUGUGUUGAUCAGACUGCUCUGGUCUUAGGUUCUUGAUUUUCUACAAUGGGUGAACCACAGCAAGUGAGUGCACUUCCACCGCCUCCAAUGCAGUACAUCAAGGAAUAUACAGAUGAAAAUAUUCAGGAAGGGUUGGCUCCCAAGCCUCCCCCUCCAAUUAAAGACAGUUACAUGAUGUUUGGCAACCAGUUCCAAUGUGAUGAUCUUAUCAUUCGCCCUUUAGAAAGUCAGGGCAUUGAACGGCUUCAUCCCAUGCAAUUUGAUCAUAAGAAAGAACUGAGAAAACUCAACAUGUCUAUACUGAUUAAUUUUUUAGACCUUUUAGACAUCUUAAUAAGGAGUCCUGGGAGUAUAAAACGAGAAGAAAAGCUAGAAGAUCUUAAGCUGCUUUUUGUACAUGUGCAUCAUCUUAUAAAUGAAUAUCGACCCCACCAAGCAAGAGAGACUUUGAGAGUCAUGAUGGAGGUCCAGAAACGCCAGCGCCUUGAAACAGCUGAGAGGUUUCAGAAACAUCUGGAACGAGUAAUUGAAAUGAUUCAAAAUUGUUUGGCUUCUUUGCCUGAUGAUUUGCCCCAUUCAGAAGCAGGGAUGAGAGUUAAAGCUGAGCCGAUGGAUACUGAUGAUAACAGCAAUUGUCCUGGACAGAAUGAACAACAAAGAGAAAGUUCAGGUCACAGAAGAGACCAGAUUAUAGAAAAAGAUGCUGCCUUAUGUGUGCUAAUUGAUGAAAUGAAUGAAAGGCCAUGAAGAGUAUUCCUUUUUUUCCUUUUAUUUAGUAAGUAGCAUCAUAUAUUAGUUUAUUUUCUCUCAGACAGUCUUAAGAGGUUUAACUAAAGAUAUAAAGAGACUUUUUUCAAUUGAAAUGCUGUAGGUGGUAAUUUAACAGUAAACCUAGGCCAGCAAGUAUAUUUGAGUAAUUGCCAUAAAAAAGCUGAAUGUUUGCUAUUGUUUGGGAUAGUCCUACUUUUUUGGAGUUGGAAUAAAAACUUGAAGUAAUAACAAA